Molecule: messenger RNA, 735 nt
Organism: Striga hermonthica
Lineage: Eukaryota; Viridiplantae; Streptophyta; Magnoliopsida; Lamiales; Orobanchaceae
Source: the annotation of a GenBank genome assembly
AUGGAAACUGCAAAAAACCCGGACGACAAAAUCCUCAGCUACAACGAUGUCGUCUUGCGGCGCUCGGACCUCGAAAUCCUCUCGGGCCCACAUUUCCUCAACGACCGUAUAAUUGAGUUUUACUUCAGCCACCUGGGGACCCGCUUCCCGAACAAAGAAGUCCUCCUCGUUCCGCCUUCCAUUGCCUUCUGGAUAAAAGAAUGCCCGGAUAACAAUGACCUCCUUCGGGAUUUCCUCAAACCCCUCAAUCUACACACGAGAAAGCUGAUCAUCUUCCCGGUCAACGACAAUGCUGAUGUGGAGCUGGCGGGUGGCGGGUCCCACUGGAGCCUGCUGGCGUUUGUGAGAAGGCGCUGCUCAGGUGGCGACGGUGUUUUUGUCCACCACGACAGCUAUGGGUCCCACAACGGAGAGCAUGCGAGGAGGGUUUAUUUGGCUGUGCGCAGGCACGUGGUAGGGGAGGAGGAGGAGGAGGCACGUGUGGCGGCGGCCUACGUGGAGCGGCCUAUCGAGCCGGGGCAGACGAACGGGUACGACUGUGGGGUCUAUGUGGCGGCUGUUGCGGAGGCUAUAUGCGAGUGGUGGUGGUGCCACGCGGGCGUGGGCCCCGCGGGAGGAGGGAAGGAGGAUGGACUGUGGUUUCGGGAGUUGGAUGAGAAGGUGAAGCAGUCGAGAGUGUCUCGGAUGAGGGGCGAGAUACUGGAGCUCGUGCGGGAAAUGAUGGCCGAGCGGUGA